UUAAAAAAUGGCACGCAAGAAUUCUCAGCGUGAGAUAAUAAAUAUACACGGGACGUUGGAGAAAGAGAAAGCGAGGAUUCUAAGUGCAAAAAGUACAGGCAAUACGAACAGAUCUCUUGAAACGAGGUAAAAAUUAUUUAAAAUGAAGAAAAUUAUUAGAGUCUAUUAUUUCAUUUGUCGUACGACAAAUUUUUUAAGGUUAUUGAUUGCCUACAAAAUAGAAAAUUUCUGGAGACUCGAGAACUAUUGUAUUUCGCAGCCAAUCAACACGUUUGAAAAAUUUGUCGUACGACAAAUGGAGAAUCAGUGCCCUUCCGGAAAUUUAGCGGGGCGGUCAUCAGCAACGUGACUAGGCAAAGACCACACAAUUUUCAGCUUAGCAGUCAGCAAGAUCGCCAGCAAGCGGAUCGGCAUAUGCAAACGGCUACCGCGAAUUUUAGCGAGAGAUCCAUGAGACGGUGACUGCAAAGAUGGUGAGCGCAAGUAGGUUACGAUCGACCGAUCGCCCGUCCGUCGACCGACUCGCCGACCGGGACCGACACGGAGGCCGGAUAUCACGGUGCGCGAAAUCGCGACAGGUGUCCCGAGCCCGUGGACCAGUGGCACGAGGGAGGAGACCGGACGACGACGAGGACGCGCGCGCGCGCGCGCGCGAGUCAGAGCAAGAGCGUGAGCGAGAGAGAACGACGACAACGACGACGACCGAGGCCGAGGGAGUGACACGCGACGUGGUGCGUGCCGUGCGUGGUGGUGCGUCGUCCGUCCGCCCGCUCGCCGAUCCCUACAUCCCGUACGCGCGGCACGGUGCGGCAGUUACGGCACAGCAGGCACAGGACCCACGGAACCCGCAGGACCCAGAGGACGCGCGACGCACGCACGGCGUCGGGGACGCGCGCGCGCACGCACACACACAGGCGCGCGGGCACAAACGCAAACGCAGCUCGGAGGAGCUCGGCGACGGCGGAGACGGCGGCGGAGGCGGAGGCGGAGAUCCCCCGUUCAACGGCGCCAAUUUAAUGGAUCCGACCAUCGGUUGGUACCAACCGGAGCAGUACGGCCCCGCCAAGGACCUUUGGUUGCACAUCUGGGAGGCUGAGAAGGGCCUCGACGUCCUGACCGUCACGGGUAACGACUCCAACACGAGCAACGCGACGAACGCGAUGGGCGUGCGGUUGCAGCAGGACUUUCUCGCGCUGGACACGAGCCCGGUGGCGGCGACGAUGACCGCGGCCGGCACCACGCCGUCGUCCAAUGUCAACCUCACCGUCACCGCCGCCGGCGGCAACGGCAAUGGCAAUGCCGGCAACAAUAGCAACGGUAGCAACGGCCGGGCCGCGUCCGCCGUUCACGGCACGGCCGCCGGCAAUGGCAACGGCAACGGCGAGCACCGCGUGCCCCACAAUGCCUGCAACAUUUAUUACAACCCGUCCCGCAGGAAAGGCGAGAAUCGGGCGAGCACCUAUGACAUGAACUACAAUUAUAAUGCUCUCGUGGGCGCGUACGGCGGCUGUCCCUGGCGCGUGCCGAACAAGCACUACUCCAAGGGGGUGAUCGGAUUACACGAGGAGAUAGAAGAUUUCUUCGCAUAUAUGUGCCCCUCGCAAGAAGAGCAUUUAUUAAGAUUGAGAGUUGUAAAAAGAAUAGAACAUGUAAUUUAUGAUCUCUGGCCAGACUCUAAAGUCGAAGUAUUUGGUAGUUUUCGCACUGGUUUAUAUUUGCCUACCAGUGAUAUAGAUUUGGUAGUAAUAGGGAUGUGGACAAAUCUUCCAUUGCGUACUUUGGAACGUGCUUUACUAGAUCAAAAUAUCGCUGAGCCGUCUUCUGUUAAAGUGUUGGACAAGGCCAGCGUGCCGAUUGUUAAACUGAUCGAUAAAGAAAGUGAGAUUAAAGUGGAUAUUAGUUUCAACAUGAAUAACGGCGUCAAAUCCGCCGAGUUGAUAAAAUCCUUCAAGACGCAAUACCCAGUUCUGGAGAAGCUAGUCAUAGUGUUGAAGCAGUUUCUACUACAAAGAGAUCUUAACGAAGUGUUCACCGGUGGUAUAUCCUCGUACAGUUUAAUACUUAUGACCAUCAGUUUUUUACAAUUACAUCCGAGAAAAGAUAUUCAUUGUCCAAACACCAACUUGGGAGUGUUGUUGAUCGAAUUUCUGGAGUUAUACGGUAGAAAGUUCAACUAUGUUAAGACUGGCAUUCGUGUAAAGGAUGGCGGUAUUUACAUAUCCAAAGAAGAGAUUCAGCGAGAUAUGAUUGAUGGUCAUCGACCAUCUCUGCUGUGCAUAGAAGACCCACUCACUCCUGGGAAUGAUAUCGGCCGUAGUAGUUACGGUGCUUUGUAUGUAAAGAGUGCAUUUAAUUGGGCCUAUUGUAUUCUUUCUCAAACGGUCAACCCCGCAAAUAUCUUAAUUAAUGAUGCCAGUAAAGUAAGCAUACUGGGAAGAAUAAUCCGUGUGACCGAUGAAGUAAUAGAUUAUCGUAAGUGGAUCAAAGAUACAUUCCCCUUGUCCGUAAGCGAAGGAGACUCUCUGUCAAGCUCAACUGGUUCUGAUGCAUCCACUCUUUCAGCUCCCGCCAGUGAUACGGACUCCGAGUGUAGUCGUGGCAAUUCUCCGAACACUGGCGGGAAGAACGAAAAUGACAAAAACAAAGAUAGGCACGUUUACAAUAGUCACCAAAUCUACAAUUAUUCUGGAAGAAAAGCAUUCAAAGCGACCACUCAUGCCAAUCAUCAACAGAGUUUCAAAGGCAGUUAUCAUCGCAUCAACAAUAAUAUAGUUGGUCAGAACAAGACCAAGCAUGCACUCCACAGUAAUGGAAACAACAAUAGUAAUAAUAGCAACAAUACUAGUCACAGUCCAAGCUCUAGGCCAAACUCAAUGAAGAGGAAGAAGCAUUGUACGAUGCAACGCGGGACCGGAGAUUGUGUACGGUGAUGAAACGUGCACGAUAAUUUCGGACAUUACUUCCGUCACUUAAGUAGAGAGCUCAAUAUCAUAACUGUGUGAUAGAAAAACAGCGAUUAAUGGUCGGUCAUGUAAUAACUGAAUCAUCCUACACGAAUUCUCUUCGCUUUCAGUUUCGGCUCAAUGUACAGAAGGGCACAACGUUUACGGUUCUGAGAGAACCAACAGUUUAUGAAAUUUUAUGAUUCUUAUGCAGAACAAGAAUGCCCAAGCAGUAGCUAUACAUAUAUGCAUAUACAUACAUAUUUCUUUUUUUUUCCUCUCAUUGGCCAAAAUCAUAUUUUGCUCUGUACGCAAAAAUUUAUAUAUUAAAGACGUACAGAAUUUCGAACCGAGAAUCGAAAUAGGAUCUAUUUAUAUUUUAUUUUUGUUGCACAGGUUAUAAACUGUAUCCGGUGUAAUAAUAUUUCAUUAAUUAUUUAAAAAUUAUCAUUAAAAAAGAAAAAAAUUAGAAAAUUUAUCAUUGCCAUCGUCAAUAGUACGUGUGUUCACAGCCCCCUAUGAGUAAUACAUUUAAAGUACGAAUAGUAUACAGACGAUAAUAAGUUAUAGUACGUUUUUCUCAACACAAAACUAUAAAACACACUGAUAGUGACGACAAAAAACUUAGUUUUCUAUACGAAACUAUAUUCUUAUAACAAGAGGGUGACAGAAAAUUUGGUGAUAUUGGGACUUAUCCAAUGUACAUAUUGUAAUAUACAUCAUGAUAGAGAAGUAAAUCUAAGAGUUACCUACUAAAUUUUUUUAACUUAUAAAUAUUUAAAAGUGUUUAUUAUAGUAAUUUUAUCAUAAAAAUUCGCGGAUAAAGC
Messenger RNA from Temnothorax curvispinosus, 3769 nucleotides. RefSeq names its product non-canonical poly(A) RNA polymerase PAPD5-like. The record is from RefSeq and is a predicted model, not a curated record. The transcript has 9 exons. The coding region runs from base 471 to 2930 and encodes 819 amino acids. Lineage: Eukaryota; Metazoa; Arthropoda; Insecta; Hymenoptera; Formicidae. Gene Ontology annotation, biological process: RNA 3'-end processing. Gene Ontology annotation, molecular function: mRNA binding; poly(A) RNA polymerase activity. Gene Ontology annotation, cellular component: TRAMP complex; nucleolus.